AAAGUGUUAAGAAUCUUAUGCCCUGAUUAGCAAACAAACACUUGAUCUGAGUCCUCUUUUGUUCUUCUUCCUCACUUCUAACCCCUAGUCCCUCCGCCGCCGUGUGAUUACCGGAAAAAUCCUCCGGGUAAUCUCAGGUUUUCGCCUUAGCGAUGGAAAUGGAGAGGCGGGAGGUGGAGUCCGAAUCCUCGGAGCAGGUGGUGAAUCCAUGGGAAGUCUCCGCCAAGGACGGCGGGAAAAUCGAUUACGAUAAGCUGAUUGACAAGUUUGGUUGCCAGAGGCUCGAUCAGUCGAUGGUCGAUCGAGUUGAGAGACUGACUUCCCGCCCUCCUCACGUCUUCCUCCGCCGCGGCGUGUUUUUCGCUCACCGGGAUUUCAAUGAGAUAUUGGAUGCGUAUGAGCGAGGAGACAAGUUCUAUCUUUACACCGGAAGAGGACCUUCGUCGGAAGCUCUGCACUUGGGGCAUUUGAUUCCUUUCAUGUUCACCAAAUACUUGCAAGAAGCCUUCAAGGUUCCCCUAGUUAUACAGCUUACGGAUGAUGAGAAAUGCAUGUGGAAAAACUUAUCGGUGGAGGAAAGCCAAAGACUUGCCAGAGAAAACGCUAAAGAUAUUAUUGCCUGUGGUUUCGAUGUAUCAAGGACCUUCAUUUUCUCCGAUUUUGACUAUGUUGGCGGUUCUUUCUAUAAAAAUAUGGUGAAGGUUGCCAAGUGUGUCACACUUAAUAAGGCUAUGGGAAUCUUUGGUUUUACGGGUGAAGAUCAUAUUGGAAAAAUCAGUUUUCCUCCUGUGCAGGCAGUUCCGUCUUUUCCAAGUUCGUUCCCUCAUCUUUUCUCUGGCAAGGACAAUCUUCGGUGCUUGAUUCCUUGUGCAAUUGACCAGGAUCCUUAUUUUAGAAUGACCCGCGAUGUUGCCCCUCGGAUAGGCUAUAGCAAGCCUGCCCUUAUCGAAUCAUCAUUUUUUCCAGCUCUGCAGGGAGAGAAUGGGAAAAUGUCUGCUAGUGACCCGAAUUCUGCUAUCUAUGUGACCGAUACUGCAAAGGACAUUAAGAACAAGAUAAACAGGUACGCAUUUAGUGGUGGGCAAGAUUCUAUUGAGAAGCACAGACAGCUUGGAGCAAAUCUCGAGGUUGACAUACCGGUAAAGUAUCUAACUUUCUUCCUAGAAGAUGAUUCUGAGCUUGACCACAUAAAGAAGGAGUACGGAGCAGGAAGAAUGCUAACCGGAGAAGUAAAGAAGCGACUCAUCGAGGUUUUAACAGAAAUGGUGGAGAGACAUCGCAGGGCUCGGGCUGCAGUAACCGACGAGAUGGUGGAUGCGUUCAUGGCGGUGAGACCUCUCCCAAGCAUGUUUAACUGAGCUCAGAAGAAGAAGAACAUCUGGUCUCUGGUUUUGCUUAGGGUUUCAGACAACAAGUACAAUAUUUUAUACUGAAAACAUCAUUCUCUUUUUUAUGUCAUAACACUUGAACAUUUACUGGAAAAUCUUGAGGAUAUUAAAAUGAGA
Messenger RNA from Tarenaya hassleriana, 1505 nucleotides. Its product is annotated as tryptophan--tRNA ligase, cytoplasmic. Gene Ontology annotation, cellular component: cytoplasm. NCBI's taxonomy places the organism in Eukaryota, Viridiplantae, Streptophyta, Magnoliopsida, Brassicales, Cleomaceae. Gene Ontology annotation, biological process: tryptophanyl-tRNA aminoacylation. The coding region runs from base 153 to 1358 and encodes 401 amino acids. The transcript has 13 exons. The record is from RefSeq and is a predicted model, not a curated record. Gene Ontology annotation, molecular function: ATP binding; tryptophan-tRNA ligase activity.